Asterias rubens (European starfish) is the source of this 585-nucleotide messenger RNA. RefSeq lists its product as uncharacterized. The record is from RefSeq and is a predicted model, not a curated record. NCBI's taxonomy places the organism in Eukaryota, Metazoa, Echinodermata, Asteroidea, Forcipulatida, Asteriidae. The transcript has 2 exons. The coding region runs from base 1 to 585 and encodes 194 amino acids.
AUGGCACCCCAAUCCAGUACAUCAGACUCAGUAGGUGAAGAAGACUCUCAAGUGAGCAGGGUCAUGAUGGCACCCCACUCCAGUACACCAGACUCAGUAAAUGAAGAAGACUCCCAGGUGAGCAGGGUCAUGAUGUCACCCCAAUCCAGUACAUCAGACUCAGUAGGUGAAGAAGACUCUCAAGUGAGCAGGGACAUGAUGGCACCCCACUCCAGUACACCAGACUCAGUAAAUGAAGAAGACUCCCAGGUGAGCAGGGUCAUGAUGUCACCCCAAUCCAGUACAUCAGACUCAGUAGGUGAAGAAGACUCUCAAGUGAGCAGGGUCAUGAUGUCACCCCAAUCCAGUACAUCAGACUCAGUAGGUGAAGAAGACUCUCAAGUGAGCAGGGUCAUGAUGGCACCCCACUCCAGUACACCAGACUCAGUAAAUGAAGAAGACUCCCAGGUGAGCAGGGUCAUGAUGUCACCCCACUUCAGUACAUCAGACUCAGUAAGUGCAGAAGACUCCCAGGAUAUUGUGUAUGGCUUGACCAGAAAUUCCAACUGUUACAAAGAUUCAUUAUGGAGUACAUCUUUUGCAUAG